Molecule: messenger RNA, 792 nt
Organism: Lithohypha guttulata
Lineage: Eukaryota; Fungi; Ascomycota; Eurotiomycetes; Chaetothyriales; Trichomeriaceae
Exons: 2
Coding region: 1-792 (263 amino acids)
Biological process (GO): dephosphorylation
Molecular function (GO): phosphoprotein phosphatase activity
Source: RefSeq, a predicted model, not a curated record
AUGACAGAACCUAUCGACUUGACCCAGGUCAACUCGAUCCUCGCAUCACCGCCCUUCGUGACAAUUUCAGGCACAUUCAAUGCUCGUCGCCUGCUGGACCACUCCCAACCUGCCAUCCGAUCUGACUACAUCUUCCGCUCGGGCUCUCUUGAACACCUUACCCCCGAAGGACAAUCAACCCUGAGGAAUCUUGGCAUAACUACCAUCUUCGACCUGCGCUCCCAACGAGAGAAGGAGACAGUACCCACACCGGACAUUCCUGGCAUCGAGAACAAGUGGUAUCCAAGUACGGCCACAAAUUCGACCACUGCAUCAGCGCGUGAAUCUGAGAAGUCUGAGGAGACAAUCAGUCUGACAGGAAUGUAUCUCGAUAUACUCGAGACGCAUCAACCUAGUUUCAAGGCAGUAUUCCAGCACAUUCGGGAUCAUCCCGACAUGCCAUUCCUGUUCCAUUGUACGGCGGGCAAGGACCGUACCGGUGUGCUUGCAGCGCUCAUCCUCAGUGUUGCAGACGCAGACCUUGAAACUAUCAAUUGUGACUAUGCGCUGACCAGGAUCGGCAUCGAGCCUGUAAGAGAGCUGUUAACAGCAAAACUUACAGCUGGUAAUCUCAAUACAAAGCUAAAUAGUCCGAGGAUGCGUGAAUAUGCUAAAUUACCGCUUGACUGCUGGGACGUUGUCUUUACAGAACUGGGAAAGAGGUAUGGAGACGUCAAGGGUUACGUCAAACAGGAGCUGGGGCUUAGUGGCGAAGAGAUGAACACGAUUGUCGCGAAUCUUAGGAUAACUUGA